Molecule: messenger RNA, 947 nt
Organism: Ziziphus jujuba (common jujube)
Lineage: Eukaryota; Viridiplantae; Streptophyta; Magnoliopsida; Rosales; Rhamnaceae
Exons: 3
Coding region: 502-789 (95 amino acids)
Source: RefSeq, a predicted model, not a curated record
AUAAGACGAGUAUUAAAUACUAUAAGUCAACAAGUAAAACAUGAUAAAAUUAUAACAAAUUAAAAAAUCAAUAACUUAAAUUGUUGAAUCAUUAAGUUACCUAAAUUAUAAAAUUCUAAAAGUAGAGGUAUCAACAUGCAAUUAGCUUUAAAAACAAGUUGGAUUGGUUGAUCUAAAUUUGGAUACUCUUUGUACUACUUUCUUAGCUAUCUAACAGAACUCCUGCCGUCCCUUGGUUCCGCAUAUUUUGUGGCUUCUCUAUCUAAUAUACGAUUUUCUAAAUGAGUUUCUAACAAAAAAUAAUUUGAUUUAGUUAAAAAAAAAAAAAAAGGAGGCAAAUAUGGUUGCUGGAUACGAUGUUGCCAUUGAAGACUAACAACUUUUAAACUAUCUUAAAUUAGAUAUAUAUGUAUCUCUUUCGGCAAAUUGAAAUUACAAUUAGCAUUGCAAUUUUUUUUUCAAUACUAAUCCCUUUCUUUUCUAUCCUCUCCAAAUACUAUCAUGGACACCCGGAAGGAGAAAAAUGUCUGGAUGUCUGUUCCACAAUUUGGAGGGUGGGAUCAUAAGGGAGGAGGAGCCAAUUAUUCCAUGGUGUUUUCUCAAGCUCGAGCCAAUAGAAAACAACAAAAGAAUGAUGUCAAACGUGCUAGCCUCGGAAAUGAAAGGGAGUUCAUAGCUACUCAUUAUCGUGACAACAUACCAAAUCAUCAUCUUCAUCAACCUCAAGAUGAUUCUGUUGUGAGGAAAAGGAAGAUUCUGACCUACAUUAAUUGCUGUAUCAAGCCUUGAUUUCCUAAUGGAUCUGAACCACUUCUCAUGUUCCAAACCACUGUCAUCUAUUAUUAUCCUGUAAAUUUAUAGAUGAGAUUUGUUCAUGAAAAAAGUAUCAAACGAACUACUGUAAUUUUUUAGAGUGCUAUUAUACAUGUUGUUUAUAUUGUACUUUU